CCCGCCCAGCCACCACGCAGCCAUGGCCCCGUGGACGAACGUCGAGGAGGCGCUUGGUCUCAAGGAGAUGGUGCGCAACCGCGACCUGUGGAAGGCGCUGCUGGCCGAGUUCAUCGGCACGCUGCUGCUGACGCUCAUCGGCUGCCUGAGCACGAUCGGCUGGGCCGACGACGGCUACAAGCCGUCCAUGGUGCAGAUCGCGCUGGCGUUCGGUGUCACCGUCGCCACACUGGCGCAGAGUAUCGGCCACGUGAGCGGGUGCCACAUCAACCCGGCCGUCACCGCCGGCAUGCUGGUGGCCCGUCAGGUCAGCCUGAUGCGGGCCGUCUUCUACGUCCUGGUCCAGUGCAUCGGAGCCAUCGUCGGCUCAGCGCUCUUGAAGGCUCUCACCCCGGAGGAAGUGCAGGGAUCGCUGGGCAUGACGACCAUCAACCCCAAGCUGUCCGCCUUCCAAGGCUUCGGUGUCGAGCUCUUCAUCACCUUCGUUCUGGUCUUCGUCGUGUUCGGCGUCUGCGACGAGAGCCGCGAUGACGUCAAGGGUUCGGCGCCGCUGGCCAUCGGACUUUCCAUCACCGCUUGCCACCUGGGCGCCAUUAAAUACACGGGCUCCUCGAUGAACCCGGCUCGGACCUUCGGCCCCGCCGUCGUCACCGGCACCUGGGCCAACCACUGGGUCUACUGGGUGGGACCGAUUGUUGGUGGAAUCCUGGCCGGGCUCGUCUAUACGCAUGCCUUCAGGGCACGCCACAUGAGCGUCGAGUCGGUCGAGCUGACCGAAGUGAAACCCCAGAUGUCGAGCAAUAAGUAAACCAAGGUUUACUGGCUCGGCCCGCUGAUGGGUGGGUGCCUGGCUGCCAAGAUCUACAAGGACAACUUCAUGGCUGCCAGGCUGUCUCCAGCCGACUACAGCCGCGUGCGAUCGCAGACAUCGGAGGGCCCUGCCACGACCGAGAUAGUGCAAACCAUC
This is a messenger RNA of Pollicipes pollicipes, 967 nucleotides long. RefSeq names its product aquaporin AQPAe.a. The record is from RefSeq and is a predicted model, not a curated record. The transcript has 6 exons. Gene Ontology annotation, molecular function: channel activity. Gene Ontology annotation, biological process: transmembrane transport. The coding region runs from base 23 to 808 and encodes 261 amino acids. NCBI's taxonomy places the organism in Eukaryota, Metazoa, Arthropoda, Thecostraca, Pollicipedomorpha, Pollicipedidae. Gene Ontology annotation, cellular component: plasma membrane.